Molecule: messenger RNA, 735 nt
Organism: Acaulospora colombiana
Lineage: Eukaryota; Fungi; Glomeromycota; Glomeromycetes; Diversisporales; Acaulosporaceae
Source: the annotation of a GenBank genome assembly
AUGCCGGAUGCAAUCAGAGCCAACGGUGUCUUCUACACGUCUCUUCCACUUAUCGGGAUAUAUCUAUUUGUAUUUUUCGGACUUGGGGCGGAGGCGAGGAAGAUGCAUCGAGAUAACAUCAAAUGGCUCGCACAAUUGCUCGGCUGGAGACAGCAUGGAAAAGAGGAAUCGGGGGAUACAGAUACAUCACAGUCAUACAAUUCCUUCUCUUCCCAAACAAAGAAGCUUUCAGCCACCUUCAAGCAGGUAUUUUCAUCGAAUCGCAGCAGAGGGGUGACUAUCGUUCCCUUUCAGAUCAAAAGCGACAUUUCACCGGGAUGCCUAGAGAAGGGAGUCCUCGAUAUUCGUCUUACUACACCAGACCAAACCAAUGCGAAUUACCCACCACGACACUCUAAGCAUAAGACGCUACUUCAUCCUCCCUCUCCGCCAUCUGAUACUUCUAUUGAAGAAGGGGACACCGAACCGCACAAUGCGACCGACUUCUUAGGGAGCCAAAGAGCAUCAUUCCUUCCACGUUUUUCCAUGGAUUCCACCAAUGACAUUGUGGAAACUAAAUUGCAUUCCCUACCACGUCCACAAUGUAAACCACCACUCCCCCCACCAAGCCAAUCCACCAAUUCUGUCGAUAAUACGAAUAUGGAACAGAGUCACCCGCAGCUCGCUCCUUUACCAGUUCCUCCUCCAGCCUACUCAUCCACGACCUUCCCAAGAGCGCGCCAGUCCUGGAUAUAG